CCCAUGGCUAAAUGUAUUAAGUGACUUAUUUUUUAAAACCGGCAACAUCGUAUUUGAUUUGGGCUGACUUUUCUUCUACCUGAAUUUUAAAUUGAUCACGUUUUUUUGAUUUUCCAAGAAUUUUCCAAUUCUAAAAUAAUCGAGAUGAUGCAACCACAAAUUCUCUUAUUAAAGGAAGGAACAGACACAUCUCAAGGAAAGCCUCAAUUAAUAUCAAAUAUAAAUGCUUGUCAGUCUAUUGUUGAUGCUGUUCGUACAACAUUGGGCCCAAGGGGUAUGGACAAAUUAAUUGUUGUCAGAUCUGGCAAGGCUACAAUAUCUAAUGAUGGAGCUACUAUAAUGAAGCUCCUUGAUGUAGUUCAUCCGGCUGCAAAAACUCUGGUAGAUAUCGCAAAGUCACAAGAUGCUGAAGUCGGAGAUGGCACCACCAGUGUUGUUCUUUUAGCGGGUGAAUUUUUAAAACAUAUAAAGCCAUAUGUUGAAGAGGGAGUUCACCCCAGAAUUAUUAUCAAGGCUGUUAGAAAGUCCCUGCAACUCUGCUUGGAGAAAAUACAGGAAAUUUCUGUGAAAAUUAAUAAAUCCAAUGCUUUAGAAUUCAGGUCAUUAUUAGAAAAAUGUGCUUCAACUGCAAUGAGUUCAAAACUCAUUAGUCAACAAAGGGCAUUUUUCUCUAAAAUGGUAGUAGAUGCUGUAUUAUUGUUAGAUGAUCUCAUGCCAUUAAAUAUGAUUGGAAUUAAAAAGGUGCAAGGUGGAGGUCUUGAAGACUCAACUCUAGUUGCUGGUGUGGCGUUUAAGAAAACAUUUUCAUAUGCAGGAUUUGAAAUGCAGCCUAAAGUCUAUAAGAACUGUAAGAUUGCAUUGCUCAAUAUUGAACUUGAAUUAAAGGCUGAACGGGAUAAUGCUGAAGUUAGGGUUGAUAGUGUUAAAGAAUAUCAGAAAAUUGUCGAUGCUGAAUGGAAUAUAUUGUAUAACAAAUUGAAAAAGAUUCACGAAUCUGGUGCAAAUGUGGUUUUGUCAAAGUUACCAAUUGGAGAUGUAGCAACUCAGUAUUUUGCUGACAGAGAUAUGUUUUGUGCUGGUCGAGUAGCAGAAGAAGAUCUGAGAAGGACGUUAAAAGCUUGUGGUGGAGCUGUAAUGACUACUGUAAAUGAUCUUAAUGAUUCAGUUUUGGGUAAUUGUGAUUUGUUUGAAGAGAGGCAAAUUGGAGGAGAGAGAUAUAACUUCUUUAGAGGUUGUCCGAAUGCAAAAACCUGCACUAUAAUCUUAAGAGGUGGUGCAGAACAAUUUCUUGAGGAAACAGAAAGGUCACUCCAUGAUGCCAUCAUGAUUGUUCGCAGAACCAUUAAAAAUGAUGCUGUUGUUGCUGGUGGAGGUGCAAUUGAGAUGGAACUGUCCAAAAUUCUGCGCGAUUAUUCCAGAACAAUUGCCGGCAAAGAGCAGCUACUAAUCAGCGCUGUUGCCAAAGCACUAGAAAUAAUACCGAGGCAGUUGUGCGACAAUGCCGGUUUCGAUGCGACGAACAUAUUAAACAAACUGAGACAAAAACACGCUCAAGGCCAUUGUUGGUACGGAGUGGACGUCAGUAAAGAAGACAUCAGCGACAACUUCGAGUCCUGUGUCUGGGAACCGGCCAUUAUCAAAAUCAAUGCUCUGACGGCCGCUACGGAGGCCGCCUGUUUGAUUUUGUCGGUUGACGAGACCAUCAAAAAUCAAAAGUCGGCCGAACCACCUCAGAUGGGAAGAGGAAUGGGAAGACCCAUGUGAAAUACUUAAUAUGUUUUAAGAUUUAGUUAGUCUUACCGUUAUUUUUCACAAGUAUUCUUUUCAGUAUGUUCUUCAAUUUUUUAAUACUGAAUUUAACAUUUUAUGUAACGCUCCUGCAUUGAAGCUUUUUAUAAACACACGCCUUGUAUUAAUUAUUAAAUUUGAUGUUUCAUUUACCUUUAACUUAAUAAUCCAGCUUAUUUUACCAAGAGUUAUCUAAAUAUACGUUUUUAUAAAGUCCUUUUAUAUAAACGACAUUUACAAAAUGUAAUAAUAAUUUAAAAGUAACAAAAUAUAGGAAAAUAAUUAUUUAAA
Sitophilus oryzae (rice weevil) is the source of this 2079-nucleotide messenger RNA. It is a transcript of the gene CCT7, whose product is annotated as T-complex protein 1 subunit eta. The transcript has 4 exons. The record is from RefSeq and is a predicted model, not a curated record. Lineage: Eukaryota; Metazoa; Arthropoda; Insecta; Coleoptera; Curculionidae. Gene Ontology annotation, cellular component: chaperonin-containing T-complex. Bases 145 to 1764 code for a protein of 539 amino acids. Gene Ontology annotation, biological process: protein folding. Gene Ontology annotation, molecular function: ATP hydrolysis activity; ATP binding; ATP-dependent protein folding chaperone.